Molecule: messenger RNA, 1137 nt
Organism: Ruditapes philippinarum (Manila clam)
Lineage: Eukaryota; Metazoa; Mollusca; Bivalvia; Venerida; Veneridae
Product: DNA damage-regulated autophagy modulator protein 2-like
Exons: 6
Coding region: 88-873 (261 amino acids)
Source: RefSeq, a predicted model, not a curated record
AAGUUUCAUUUAGCUAACUAAUUCAUUUGUAUUUUCGUUUUCAACAGAUAUACUAAUGAUCACGUGACGACGUUAGUGCCGGAAGCUAUGUUAGAAACUAGACAUCAUUGGCUACCCAUCAUCAUAGCUGUUUAUCUACCUGCGUCUUUCAUUAUCACAUACUCUAUAGCUGUAGGAAAUGAUCAUGUUGAACCCGGCUUCCCAUACAUCAGCGAUACGGGAACCAGAUCCCCAGAAAGUUGUGUAUUUGGUCAGUUGCUUAACAUUGGUGCUGCUCUAGCGGGAAUCAUCAUUUAUACAAGAUAUAGACAAAGUUUGUAUCAUUUUGAGGGAAGCGGCAGACGAGUUUUGCUCAAUUUAAAUACUGCUGCAUUUAUUAUCGGAAUGCUUACAAUAUUUGGUAUAAGCUUAGUUGGAAAUUUUCAGGAAACGAAUGUUUUAACUGUACAUCUGAUUGGUGCGUACCUGGCGUUCGCUGUAGGCUUUGUUUACAUGGUGCUGCAGACGAUAAUUUCAUACAAGUCUCUGUCUUUCAAUACAGCCGGAAAUACUCUUUUUAUAACAAAGUUUAGGAUAUUACUAUGUGUUGCAGACGUUAUUUUACUUAUUAUGUUGGGGAUAGCAGCUAGAGUUGCACGGUCCAAGGGUCCCGGGCCAGGUAAAUCUAAACAACACUGGUCCGACGACGAACCUGGCUAUGCAGAACAUUUGGUGGCGACGAUUUCAGAAUGGCUGGUCGCAUUUAUCACCGUGAUAUAUUUUGCCACGUUUUACAAAGAGUUCAAACAUUUCCGAAUGAAGGCACCGGAAGUCGUUUAUUAUGAACCACAACAACAACAAGAGCAAGGAGCAAAUAUUUCUGUAAUAAGUUGACAAAAACAGACAAACUUUCAAACAAAAACAUGAUCUUACAAAAUACGUAUUUCAAGCUGAAUAUUCUGUGAGCAGCAUAAUGUUAAAGUUCAUUCAUUCUGUCAAUACAUUUCGUCAUUACAUCGCCGGACAAAUAUUUUACUUGUCUAGUCCUUAACAUCAUAUAUAUAGAUCAAAUUGUACAAUUAUGAUAAAUCAUUUAUAAUGCAUGCACGAUCUUCUGUGAUACUGUUUUGUAUUAAAUUGUUACUGUACUCUACAAAG